This is a messenger RNA of Oryzias latipes (Japanese medaka), 1834 nucleotides long. RefSeq names its product UFM1-specific peptidase 1 (gene ufsp1). NCBI's taxonomy places the organism in Eukaryota, Metazoa, Chordata, Actinopteri, Beloniformes, Adrianichthyidae. The record is from RefSeq and is a predicted model, not a curated record. Gene Ontology annotation, molecular function: deUFMylase activity.
ACGUAACGUUUACAGUAAAAUCGCAAUGUUGAAAAACUCAACUUUUUUUCCUCGAACUCGGCAUGACGAGAAACUGUUUUUGGCGUUUUUAAAGUAGUUUUUGCUUAAAGUAAAAAAACACGCACACGCAUUGUUAUAAAAUUAUUCUGUCGGGUUUAAGAGCUGUUUGGCGUUUUUUAUAGUAGUUUUUGAAAAUAAUAAUGAUAAUUUGAGACGUAGAGUUUGGACAAUGAGUGUCCCUGAACGUAUCAAUACGAGUGAGCGCAGAUCGGGGGGGGAAACUGUACUUUUUCUGUUGUAGUCAGGACUGGUUUUACAUUCUCGGUUUCACGGACAACUGUUUGCCCUUUUAUAAAAUACUUUUUGCACAAAAUGAAGAAAAAACAGAUAUUGAUAGGGCUAAUUGUUUACAGGGUGUAACUGAACGCACCAAGGCGAAUAAGCAGUGUAGAAAGCGGAACCUUGCUGUUUUGUUUCAGUCAGGACUGAUAGUACUGUUACACAAGAGCGCUCCCGGUUUGACGAACAGCUGUUUGGUGUUUCUAAGUAGUUUUUGCUCAAUAUAUAUAUAGAAAACAAUACUGAAAGCUAAACAAGUGUUUGAUUAAAAUUAAUCACCGAAUGUCUGAGGAGAAGAUCGACUGGGGUGGGAAAGGACUAGAGGAGGGGAACUUCAGGAGAACCUUGAUGAAGAACGUACAUGAAGGUCUUCCCCAGCCCCUUAAAGAACCGGCUAGAUGCUCCAUGAUCAGAGGGGACUACGUUUACUUUUACUAUGGCUGUGAUGGACAGGACGACCGGGGAUGGGGGUGUGGGUAUCGAACCGUCCAGACCAUGUCCUCCUGGAUCUGCUGCAACCGCCGCGGCGCAGAACGCAAAGCUGUCCCGAGUCUGCCGGAGAUCCAGCAAGCCCUGGUGACCGUGAGGGACAAGCCCAGCUCCUUUUCCGGCUCCAGGGAGUGGAUCGGGACCUUUGAGGGCUCCCUGGUUCUGGAUCUCCUCUAUGAGGUCCCCUGUAAGCUGGUCCACAUCCGCGGUGGAGCGGAGCUGGAGAGCAUCGCAGUCCAGGAGCUCCAUCGGCACUUCCAGGAGCACGGGUCUCCUGUCAUGAUGGGGGGCGACAGGGACAACUCCUCCAAGGGAAUUUUGGGGGUGUGCACCGGGGCGGGCGGGAGCCACCUGCUGGUCCUGGACCCCCACUAUUAUGGGGGUCACCUGGAGAAGCAGGAGUUUCAGGGGAGAGGGUGGGUGUCCUGGAAGCGAGUGUCGUCUUUAGAACAGACCUCCUUCUAUAAUCUGUGUAUGCCACAAACGCCAAAAAAGACGCCAUAAAAAAACAGCCUGUCAGUUAAAAAUGGAUUUGAAUGAGUUUGUGUUUGAAUUCUGACUCUAUGCUUCAAUUGGAAAGUAUUUUUCCCAACAACUGUGAGUCAGGGCCCUCUAGAGGUGGCUUUGUGCUAUUACAGGUUCGGCAUUUUUCUGAUAGUGGUGGACAUUCAUACAGAUAAUUAAGCUCAAAAUAACUUUUUCUAAAGAUUCGGUGAACAAGAAGUAGAUUAAAAGAAAUGGCAAUUGAAGCUGUGACAUCACAGAUACGCUGGGCGAGCCACAAGCGCUCCACUUGUAGACAACCAGAUCCACAUACAACUUUGUUUUCCUUGUAUGAGGUGUAGGACUGGGAAGCUUCAAAAUUGCUCGCCAUUUUUGGAUCCACCCUGAGGUUAAGUGUGAGCUUGCAAGAGAGCGUGUAAACCAAGAACUCUCAACUAUGGGGAGUGGAAGAGGGGCGGUGUUACUGUUUUUCCAAUAAACUCCUGCAGCUAUGCAGAAAGUA